Messenger RNA from Diaporthe batatas, 1692 nucleotides. Its product is annotated as aspartate--tRNA ligase DPS1. Gene Ontology annotation, biological process: aspartyl-tRNA aminoacylation. The record is from RefSeq and is a predicted model, not a curated record. The transcript is spliced from 2 exons. Bases 1 to 1692 code for a protein of 563 amino acids. Gene Ontology annotation, cellular component: cytoplasm; cytosol; aminoacyl-tRNA synthetase multienzyme complex. Gene Ontology annotation, molecular function: ATP binding; RNA binding; aspartate-tRNA ligase activity. NCBI's taxonomy places the organism in Eukaryota, Fungi, Ascomycota, Sordariomycetes, Diaporthales, Diaporthaceae.
AUGGCCGACAACCCAGAGCAGAAGCCCGCUCCCGCUGCUGAGGGCGGUGCUGAGGGCGAGGCUGGCCCCUCCAAAAAGGCACUCAAGAAGGCAGAGGCAAAGGCCAAGAAGGAGGCAGAGAAGGCGAAGCGCGCUGCUGAGCUCGAGGCCCAGCGUGCUGCUGCCGCUUCCAAGGAGGCUGCCGAUGACAAGGCCAAGGACAACUACGGCGACCGCGACGUGGUGAAGCUUGGCGGCGACAAGGUGCCCCUAAAGGACUACGCUGACGAGCACCUCGGCAAGACGGUCAAGCUGCGCGCCUGGAUCCAGCAGAGCCGCAUGCAAGGCGCCAAGAUGUGCUUUGUCGAGCUGCGCGAGGCUGAGGACUGGAGUAUCCAGGGCAUCGUCACCGCCUCGGCCGAGGGCACACCCGUGUCCAAGCAGAUGGCAAAGUGGGUCGGCUCUGUGAGCCUGGAGAGCUACGUCGCCGUCGAGGCCACCGUCGCGAAGCCUCUGGAGCCCGUCAAGAGCUGCAAGGUCUCCAACUACGAGCUCCACAUCACCAAGAUCUACUGCAUUGCCCGCGGCCCCGAGGUUCUGGGCCUGACGCUCGCCGCCUCCAACGCCGCCAUCAGCAGCUUCGACGUCGACGGCAAGAUGCAGGAGCUGAGCAUCGGCGAUUCUGCGCCCGGCCUGUCCGCCACCCUCGAGACACACUUGGACAACAUUGUCAUGCACAAGAGAUCCCCGCUGCAGCAGGCCAUCCAGACUGUCCGCGAGAACGUGCGCGACCUCUUUGUCGAGUAUCUCAAGAAGAACGGUUUCCACUCAUUCGAGCCGCCAUGCCUGAUCGGCGCAGCCUCCGAGGGUGGUGCCAACGUCUUCGGCCUGCCGUACUUUGGCAAGAGCGCCUUCCUGGCCCAGUCCCCACAGUUCUACAAGCAGUUGGAGAUUGCUGGCGGAAGGAAGAGGGUGUACUGCGUUGGGCCUGUCUUCCGAGCCGAGAACUCAAACACCCCAAGGCACAUGACCGAGUUUACCGGUCUCGAUAUGGAAAUGGAGAUCGAGGAAGACUACCGUGAGGUCAUCUUUAUGCUCGAGGGUCUCUUCCUCUACAUCUUCCGCAACCUUGAGGAGCGCUGCAAGGAUCAAAUCGCAGUCGUACGCUCUAUCUAUCCUUCAGAGCCCUUCGCUCUGCCUGCAGACGGCAAGGAAGUCCGCCUCACCUUCGCCGAGGGCCAGCAACUCCUGCGGGAAGAGGGCCCCGAGAUCUACCGCAACGUCACCGACGAUGAGGACAUGUCUACAGCACAGGAGAAGGCACUCGGAGCCAUCAUCCGCAAAAAGUACGGCACCGACUUCUACGUUCUGGACAAGUUCCCCGAAUCGGCCCGCCCGUUCUACGCCAAGGAGGACCCUGAGAACAACAAGGUUACGAACGCGUACGAUUUUUUCGCGCGCGGCCAGGAGAUCAUGUCAGGUGGCCAGCGUAUCAACACUCCAGCCGAGCUAGAGAAGCGGAUGCGCACCAAGGGCGUCGACCCGAACAGCCCUGGCUUGAAGGAGUAUGUCGACUUUUUCAGGCAAGCCGGGUGCCCGCCCCACGGUGGUGGCGGCAUCGGGCUGGACCGUGUUGUGGCCUUCUUCCUGAACCUGCCCAACGUGCAGCUGGCCGCAUACUACCCGCGUACGCCUAGCCGGUUGACCCCGUAA